GUUUCACUUCUUGUCCACAGCUUCUUGUAAAAAUUUGAGGAAAUUGAGAUCGAAACAAAUCAACUCAUACGUACGAUUAGGAACGCUUCCAGUUUAUAUCGGGAUAUAUUAAUUUGUAUCCCGGUAAUGUCCUACUGAAGUAUAGUCUGCGUAGCUAAUUGGGCCGUAAAAAUGGCUGAAGAACAGCUGAGGUAUAGUGAUUUGUGUAGGUUGUGUGCUGCAAAAACUAGCUUGGUGAUGGCCAUACACAUCUUCGAGUCCGAAGGUGAGAUGAGGCAAAUAGGGAAGAAGAUCGAGGCUUGUCUGCCAGUUCAGGUACACGAGGGUGACCAGCUGCCCAAGAUGAUAUGUGAAGAUUGUAUAUACAAGCUGGAACUCCUCUCCGAUUUUCGAGAGAAGUCCGCAAAAACCGAGAAGAUACUGAUUGAAUUGUUCAAAGAACUGAACUGUCCAAGACUGCAGAACCAACACACCAUCAUGGUCGAUCAAAAUGACUUGAUCAUGGUGCAGUCCCAUCAGCUGUUGGCAGAUCACACUCUCCCACACAUAGAUCUGGCUUUAAACCAAAGAGACACUAUGAUGGUUGAACAUGAAAUCAUUUUGUCACACCAUAAUGUUGAUAUAAACUCUCAGUCUUUGGAUAGUAUAGAGCUAAGUGGUCCCAGUUUAACAAAUGCUGAUCUCUCCAAUCAUACCCAAGAUAGUAUUAUGGUGAACCCACAUGAAUCGCAAGACAUUCAAACAAGACAUUUUAAUGAAGAUAAUCUCACUUUAAUGCAACAACAUCAGUUACUUAAUGAGCAGCUGAGGCUCCAUCAUGGACUUCAUGUCACUUUGGAUGAAGAAAGUGCAUCCUUGCCAAUACCAACUGAACCAUUAAAAUCGGACAUGGACCAAAGCGAGUCUCUGCUUUCUGGCUCCUCUCCACCCGUUAAAAACGGGACGGAAAUUUUUGAAGAAACGAUCCGCGAACUUCCAUUACCUGAGCAAUAUAAUGGAAAUAUCUCUGCACAAGUGAAACUGGAAGAAGUGGCAGUCAUUGGAUCCCAAAACAAACAGAUUUUCGUCCCGAAUGGAGUACACGUUGUACGCAUGAAUAACAAGGAUUGGUAUUUUUGUAAUCUGUGUGAUAAGGCCUAUGAACAAAGGCAGGAGUUUGAUAAACAUUACGAAUCGCAUUUCUUCAAAUGUCAAGAGUGCUUGGCGGUUUUCUUUAACAUGGAAAUGUUAAAUGAACACAGGAAGGUGCACACCUCUCCUUUGGAUACAGAUGAGCCCUUGAAGGAUGAGAAACAACAAGUGAAAGCAGACUGUGAUACGAAAAAAGACGCCGACACAUUAAAGCCUGACACCAAGGAAGAAUCAAAUACAGCAGAAACUGCUCCAGAACCUACAGGCGAAGACGAAGGAGGCGGCGGUGGCAAAAAGAAGAAGCAAUGGACACCAAAAGUGUGUCCAACUUGCGGCAAAUCAUACAAGACUAACUACAAACUUCAGGAGCACUUGCGCAAACACACUGGGGAGAAACCCUAUCGAUGUACAAGCUGCGACAAAGCAUUCCGUUCGAAGAUAGGCCUAACUCAGCACGAGGCGGUUCAUACCGGACAAUAUCUAUACUCCUGUCCCACCUGCGGCAAAGGUUUUCAAUGCAAGAGUUAUCUGAUGGUACACCAACGCGUUCAUUCCGACGUUAAGCCGUACCACUGCACCACGUGUGGCCAAGACUUCAAAACCAAGCAGGCACUGUUGGACCACACCAACCGCCAUUUGGGCGUGAAGCCCUACAUCUGUGAUAUUUGCGGCCGUGGUUUCAUCACCAAAGGACUAUGUAAGGCCCACGAGAAGAUCCACACAGGCCUGGAUAACCGGAAGUACGCCUGCAAGGUGUGCUCGAAGAUGUUCGUGUCAAAAAGCUAUCUGGCCACCCAUCUGCGCAUCCACACCGGGGAGAAACCGCACCAGUGCCAAGUGUGCGACAAGGGAUUCGUGACGCGGGUGGAUCUGCGCAUACACUCGACCCUACACACCGGCGAGAAGGCCUUCGUCUGCGAGAUAUGCGGCAAGGCAUUCGCCCGUCGCGACGCCCUUCGCUGCCACCGACGUUCCCACACCGGCGAGCGGCCGUACAGCUGUGAAAUCUGCGGCCAGACGUUCACGCAGUUCACACCGAUGGCGAUUCACAAGAGGCUGCACACUGGUGAGAGGCCCUACAGUUGCGACACGUGCGGCAAGGCUUUCGUGUCGCGUUCCACGAUGUUGGCGCACGCCAAGAAACACGACCGGUGAGGAGAGAUCGUCCCUAAGAAAUGGAGAUAAAUUAUCAAUACUGUUGCUUUCGAAUCCGCCGAAAUGGUGGUUUAAGCUAACGUACCGUCACAGAGGCUAAUGGCGUUGAAAAUUAUGACGAGAAGAACUUUCAUGAGGCUUUCGUGUCAUCCGCACCUACGCGCAAUAAUCGUACUGAAAAAUAUUGUCAUAGGAUAUCGUUAGUUUAUUUUCAAAUGAAAUAAUGGUUUAAUUACAGGAUAUGUAUGUCAUUUGAAUUCAAAAGGAGAUAUAAACUGGGUUUAGUUGGAACUAAAAUAAAUUCAUGACAAGCAGUUUAUCAAAAUGUAUGUGUUUGGAGAAGAUUUUUUGUUAUUUUUUUUUUCUUACAUUCCAUAAAUUGGUCACAAGGGGUUUAAAUUUAAAUAUUUCGAAGCCAAGGCGAAAAAAGUAUGGGAAUUAUUUUGUCUUUACGUUUAAUUAUAUUAAAAAAAAGCAUCACUGCUUGAUUUGUACUGUGGCUAUGAAAUAGAAAAAUAAAUAUGGAAGAAAAAUAUUAGCAAACGCAGUAUGCUCUAAUUAAUGCAAAAGGUAGCGUACAGAAAAUAUUGCAUUAUUCGCUUUAUAAUUCUUUGCUUGGCAAACACAUUUUUCUCUACUAUUAAAUUUUAUGGAAAGGAAAACUCUGUGACGGUAUAAAUUUCUCACACUUCAUUCUCGAAUAAUAAGACUGUAUUAAUUAUGUACAUUAUGUAUUAGACUUUUUAUAAAAUAAAGUAUAUAUGAAAGUAAAA
This is a messenger RNA of Aethina tumida (small hive beetle), 3059 nucleotides long. RefSeq names its product zinc finger protein 260. The record is from RefSeq and is a predicted model, not a curated record. Gene Ontology annotation, biological process: regulation of transcription by RNA polymerase II. Gene Ontology annotation, cellular component: nucleus. Lineage: Eukaryota; Metazoa; Arthropoda; Insecta; Coleoptera; Nitidulidae. Bases 172 to 2286 code for a protein of 704 amino acids. Gene Ontology annotation, molecular function: DNA-binding transcription activator activity, RNA polymerase II-specific; zinc ion binding; RNA polymerase II cis-regulatory region sequence-specific DNA binding. The transcript is spliced from 6 exons.